Molecule: messenger RNA, 254 nt
Organism: Meloidogyne enterolobii
Lineage: Eukaryota; Metazoa; Nematoda; Chromadorea; Rhabditida; Meloidogynidae
Source: the annotation of a GenBank genome assembly
CGCGCAAGGAUAUAAAAGUGAAAAUAAAUAAGAAAGAAAGCUGGUCAGAAAAUUAAUACUUUUAAAAAUAAAUGUGUGAGGAUGAAAGAAAAAAAGUAGCCUUUUCUGAUCCAAUUGAGGCGAAAACAGCGGGGAAUCGACAACAACAAAGUUUUUGGAGGGAAGAAAGGAAUGGAUUGCUGCCUGUGGGGGUUUUGGAAGUAGAGUUGGGCGCGGACUUUGAAUUUUGUUUUUAAAUUUUUAAAAUUUUGACA